AUGCAUUUUCCCACAGUAUUCCUGACUCUUGCGGCUUCCGCAUGUCUUGUUUUUGCUUACCACUGUGCGAGAUUGUCUGGCACCAGCGUCGUGUGGCUGAGCUCCUUUACGGCGUUACUAACCUUCUUGGCGCGACUCCCACGCGCUCUUCUGUCCAAGGCAGCAGUAUGUGACACUCCUCGUGACAAAAGUCGCUUGCUCUCAGUUGGGGCAUGUGCGCUUUGCUGUCUAAGCGCCACCUACGGGCUGGCCACACUCGGCGCUGUACGUUUUGCGUGUGCAUGCGCCUGCGCCGCUGGCGCCAAUCAUAUUGCUCGAACGCGAAGAAGCUCGCGAAAUGCAAAGAUGGCUUGUACGGUUCUCAGUUGCGUUAUCCUGACUCUGACAUCCGAUCCAGGUCAGCAAACUCGCUCAUCCAUGCUCUUUGGAGCGUUAGGGGUUCUUUGUGCGGCUGGUGCGGUAUCUCUCUCCACGAAAGAUGUAGUGAGAAAAGCUGAUCAAACAGCUUUUCUUUUCGCUGCUGGUGGUCUAAGUCUUGUGGGUUUCAUUACGACACUUGUGCAACACAAGCCGAUUGCCGAGAAUGAAAUGCUGCUGUUACUAGUGUUCUGCAUUUCUGGCGUUGUUUUGGCGGGCUGCGUCAGUGCAGGCCUGGUGUUGCAGGGGAGCGCUGUCACUUUUGUGGCUGCGGCCGCUGGUAUGUCAGCUGGAUCAGUUGUUUGCGGUGAGAAAGUGUUUCCUGCUCUGUAUGACUGGGAAAGCCUUGCUCUGCUAACCUCCGCCGGUCUCAUUUAUGCUGCGCACAAAGGUCUGACUUUUGCAGACUCCUCCGUAGCAUCACUAACUGGCGUUUCCCUUACUCCAGCGCAGAUGUUGAAAACAAAGCAGCACCGCGAGGAAGGCGGUGCUAUUGUUACCUUACUCUCUAAUUCAAGGGAGCGUAAGCUUUUUGUUUUUCUUUUGUUGACUGUUAGCAUAAUGCUUUUGGAGUUCAUUUAUGGUCUUGCAGUGAAUUCUCUAGGACUGAUCUCGGAUUCAUUUCACAUGAUGCUUGAUGGAACGUCGAUUGUUAUUGGGCUGUACGCGGCGCACGCUGCGUCGUGGCUACCAGACGAAAAAACGCAUCCCUUCGGCUACGCACGAUACGAAGUUUUUGGAGGAUUUGUCAAUGGCAUCCUUCUUCUUUUUAUUGCGUUGUAUGUGAUGAUUGAAUCCAUACAGCGGUUUGUGGACCCGCCCGAAAUCGAGGGACCGUACUUGCUUCUUGUUUCCGUGAUCGGGCUAGCCGUGAACGUGGUAGGUAUUAUCUUUUUUCACGAUUCGCAUGGUCACAGUCAUUCACAUUCGCACGGGGAAGCUGGUAGUGGUCAUAUAGACCACAACAUGCGGGGUGUUUAUCUGCAUAUUCUGGCAGAUUUGCUAGGCAGUGUUAGCGUAAUUAUUUCGAGUAUUUUGAUUUAUCUCUUUGGGCUCUGGAUUGCGGAUCCAAUUUGUAGCGCCCUGAGCGCCAUCCUAAUUCUGCUCUCAGCGUUUCCGCUGCUUGAGGAAACGGGAAAAGUUCUUCUGCUAUCUGCUCCGAAUCAUGAAAGCAACUAUUCCGAUAAAUUACGCGAAGCACUACUUGCAACAUCUUUGUUGCAAGAGGUUGAAUCUCCAAAGCUAUGGAUACACUCAACUCCUCCGCGUGAACUUACAAUUUGCACUGUGGCAGGCAAACUACGGAAUAAUACCGAGUACACAAGCGCGCGAAAAAAGAUUACGGAAACAGUAACGGCUCAUAUAAUGCACCAUUUAGAUAUUCAUAAUGUUAGUUUCGUGCUGCACCUUGAGUAA
Leishmania mexicana MHOM/GT/2001/U1103 is the source of this 1833-nucleotide messenger RNA. Its product is annotated as putative cation transporter. Gene Ontology annotation, biological process: zinc ion transport; transmembrane transport; intracellular zinc ion homeostasis. Gene Ontology annotation, cellular component: Golgi apparatus; membrane. The coding region runs from base 1 to 1833 and encodes 610 amino acids. The record is from RefSeq and is a predicted model, not a curated record. The transcript has a single exon. Lineage: Eukaryota; Euglenozoa; Kinetoplastea; Trypanosomatida; Trypanosomatidae. Gene Ontology annotation, molecular function: zinc ion transmembrane transporter activity.